Messenger RNA from Trifolium pratense (red clover), 558 nucleotides. RefSeq names its product agamous-like MADS-box protein AGL29. Bases 25 to 558 code for a protein of 177 amino acids. Gene Ontology annotation, biological process: regulation of transcription by RNA polymerase II. Lineage: Eukaryota; Viridiplantae; Streptophyta; Magnoliopsida; Fabales; Fabaceae. The record is from RefSeq and is a predicted model, not a curated record. Gene Ontology annotation, molecular function: RNA polymerase II cis-regulatory region sequence-specific DNA binding; DNA-binding transcription factor activity, RNA polymerase II-specific; protein dimerization activity. The transcript has a single exon.
UUGUGUGAAACAAGUGAAAGAAUCAUGGGUCGUCGCAAAAUUAAGAUUGAGAUAGUGAAAGACCCCAACACGAGGCAAGUCACAUUCUCAAAGCGUCGAACAGGUUUAUUCAAGAAAGCAAAUGAAUUAUCUAUUUUGUGUGGAGCAGAAGUAGCUAUUGUUGUGUUUUCUCCCGGGAACAAGCCUUACUCUUUUGGUCACCCAGGAGUUGAUGUUGUUGCAGCCAAGUAUCUUCAACAAGAUCCCGAACCAAGUGACUCCCAAGGAGAGCUCUCUUCCGAUGCUUCCAAUAUUGACAACUUGAAUCUGGAACUUGCUGAGGUAUUGGCUGAAAUUCGUGAAGGUGAAAAACAGGCUGAGAUUUAUGAUGAGAUAUUGAAACAAAAUGAUGUGACAACACUCUCCGAGCUUGAAGAAUUGAGAGAUUCAUGCAAAAGGCUUCAAGAUUGGGUAAAAUUGUGUCUUAGUGAUAUCGAGAUAUCAGAAUAUAUGAUGUUGCUUGCUAAGGAGCCGGUGGUAGGGGUUAAAGCAACAAAAAAGAAUAGAAGAAGAAAUUAA